Psammomys obesus (fat sand rat) is the source of this 2915-nucleotide messenger RNA. RefSeq names its product phospholipid phosphatase 6 (gene Plpp6). Bases 90 to 965 code for a protein of 291 amino acids. The transcript has a single exon. Gene Ontology annotation, molecular function: sphingosine-1-phosphate phosphatase activity. Lineage: Eukaryota; Metazoa; Chordata; Mammalia; Rodentia; Muridae. The record is from RefSeq and is a predicted model, not a curated record.
GGGAUGGCAGUGCGGAAGCGGAAGAGGCUGCCGGGCCGGGAAGCCUCUCUCCUGUGUGGCCGGGUCCCCGGGACGGGCCGCCCGCCGCGAUGCCGAGCCCCCGGAGGACCAUCGAGGGACGGCCGCUGGGCGCCUCGGGCGGGAGCAGCGUCCCGGGCAGCCCGGCCCACGGCGGCGGCGGCGGCGGCAGGUUCGAGUUCCAGUCGCUGCUGAGCUCCCGCGCCGGCGCGGAUCCCGCCUGCGCCCGGCUGCGAGCGUCCGACAGCCCGGUGCACCGGCGCUGCUCCUUCCCGCUGGCCGCCGCGGGCCCCGCGCAAGUGGCCCCGGCCCCGCCGCCCGAGGACGACCGCAUGAACUUGAACCCGUCCUUCCUGGGCAUCGCCCUGCGCUCCCUGCUGGCCAUCGACCUGUGGCUGUCCAAGAAGCUGGGCGUGUGUGCCGGGGAGAGCUCGGCCUGGGGCAGCGUGCGGCCCCUGAUGAAGCUGCUGGAGAUCUCGGGCCACGGCAUCCCCUGGCUGCUGGGCACCCUCUACUGCCUGCUUAGGAGCGACAGCUGGGCCGGGCGCGAAGUGCUGAUGAACCUGAUCUUCGCCCUGCUGCUGGACCUGCUGCUGGUGGCUGUCAUUAAAGGGCUGGUCCGCAGGCGCCGACCGGCCCACAAUCAGAUGGACAUGUUUUUCACCCUCUCGGUGGACAAGUACUCCUUUCCCUCGGGCCAUGCCACGAGGGCCGCCCUGGUGUCGCGGUUCAUCCUGAACCACCUGGUACUGGCCAUUCCACUGAGGGUGCUGGUGGUACUGUGGGCCUUCGUCUUAGGUCUCUCCAGGGUCAUGCUUGGGCGGCACAACGUCACUGAUGUGGCUUUUGGCUUUUUUCUGGGCUACAUGCAGUACAGCAUUGUGGAUUAUUGCUGGCUGUCACCCCACAAUGUUCCGGUCCUUUUUGUACUGUGGAAUCAACAGUGACACCAUCUCAUUGAUUGUUGGCACCAGGAGGUCUGAAGGUUUCCACGUUCGAGGAUUCUGACCUAAGCCAGAGCCAUCCAGUUGCCCCUCAGACAUUUCAGGCACCUUUGGGAAUUCUGGAAUCCCACUGCCUCGACAUGUUCCUAGGCCGGAGCAAAUGCUGCCUGUUACUGAACACAGCCAUACCAGAGAAAGAAAGUUUAUUCUGUAUGUAUUCACAGCUGUUUUAUCAGGAAGACAACUGCAGAGAAAUCAAGCUGGCUGAUUAUAUGAUUGCUAUUUAUUUAAAGUUGACAGUGUUAAUUAGAAACACCCCCCCCAAAAAAAAAACAUUGUUAUCACUUGUAAACUGAAUUUUAAGAGACGUGAACUUCCAGAUAAACCAUGUGCUAUUCCCACCCUUUCUCUGCGGCAGAUGUUAAACGGUAUUUUUAAAGUUUAAGGCAGAUUUUCCCGGUUAACUCUGAACAUGUGUUGCCAUAAUGGAAGCUUUUUCCUUAUCCUGAUUCCUUAAGAUCCUCCCUCUGUGGGUCAGGUUGUGUGAGAAGAGGGUAUACACAGUCCUUGCCUUUCUUCUCCCUGUACCUCUCAAAAGGUCUUUAGAGAGUUACUUUCCACUACUCUUUAACAGUGUCUUUUGGCAUUCAUAGAACAAAGCAAGACGUUGAAGAAGACAUACUCAAAAAAGUGGGCUUGUCUAAGGUUCCCAUAGAAAUGUAAGUAUGAGACUACUCAUUCAUUCCCUAAUUCUGUUGACAGCCAGAAGCAAUGCAUACCAGGGGUCCACGAAGCUGAGCUGCUGGGGAAAUCGGGGGCGCUCAGUAGUCUGGAAGCAGGCAGAGCACAGACACCAAUGGCCAGGGGCAGGAGGCGAAGCCCUGCUGCUUAUCAUCUGCGGAACAGAGCAAAUGGUCCUCUGCUAAGUAAAAAAUGGGAAGGCGAUGCGAUUCUCUUCAGUGCGCCUGCAUAGGUUUCUGUGUGUCCCACAAGGAUGACGGUAGGCUGUCAUCCUCAUUUCAGUUCCUCUUGGAGGCAUCGAGCACAUUUUAGGUAACAGUACUUAGCUAGAAAUUCUUCAGGACAGCCUGCUGCCCUGCGUGAGCGCUGGGUCUGACUCCUAAAUUUCUGUUUACAUUGAAAGCUGUUCGUUCAUGGUGCCUCCCCCAGUUAUAAGACCAAAGAUGACCAAAUAAUGUGGUAGCCUCUGAUUACUGUCUGACCUAGAACGACCAAACAGCAUAUUGCUGUAAAUCUGUAAAUGCUGCUGUGUCUGGGAAGAAAGCCUUUAAGUAACCUGUGGAAGUGAUGUCAUCAGAUCAUCUUAAUGGCCAGUUGUUCUGACAUUUAUAAAUAGAAGGGACUGUGGGCUAUGAUGUAACGUUCAAGGAUGUAGAUGGACAGGACUGUGGAGUAAGGCCGCGAUAAAUAGGUUCUCACUGGGUAGAAGCAGGAUCUUUGAGAGUAGGGGUCAGGCACACCAAGAGGAACAGCUCCUUUGACAAAUAAAAUGAGCAUUGCAUUCCCACACACCCUUAACACUGACUACCUCUUCGCUUACUAGAUCUGCCCAGCUGUGAGGUUCUAAGUGGUCUGAGUGUGUUGUUUAAACUUUCAGAGAUCAGUUUUAAUUAGAACAUUUAAGCCUGACAUUUCAAAGUGGCAGUGUUUGCUCUUACAGUGUCCCCAAGUCGGAUAACUGAGGGCCUCGCUUCUAGUUUCUUCUUAGAAACUAGAAUUCUCUGGAAUUCCUUAUUUUGAUUGCUGGGGCCUGAGUUUGCUAGUUUUUAAAGUAUAGAUCAGAUCAAUUUACACAACUUCAUGAGUAAUCCUAAAUUCUCUAGAGUAAAAAAAAAAAAAAAAAAAAAAACCCAAACAAUUUGUUAAUCACUUGUAUACUGUGAAGGAUGCCUUUUAAAAAAUCAAAAUAAAUUAACUGGUAAUGUUGAAUGA